Messenger RNA from Cooperia oncophora, 321 nucleotides. The record is from the annotation of a GenBank genome assembly. NCBI's taxonomy places the organism in Eukaryota, Metazoa, Nematoda, Chromadorea, Rhabditida, Trichostrongylidae.
AUGUUCAGGAUUUUGAAAUUCCUCAAUCUUCGAUUCUACGAGGCCUAUCUUACAUACCUCUACCUUGGAAUCAAGCUGCUUUUCCUAAUCAAUGUGCUGGUACAGUUGGACGGAGUCGCCAAACUUUUCUGUGGUCAACCUUACUGCGAUAUGGAAAUCCGUAUUCUUGGACACGUCCAACGACAUACUGUACAAUGUGUGCUAGUUAUCAAUAUUUUCACUGAAAAGGUGAACGAAGUUGAAUGCAUUGCCAUCUCAAGAAGCCCACAUCCGAGUGCAGAAAGGGGCAUUCCGUUGCUCUCAUAUCCGAGCGGUAGUUGA